Molecule: messenger RNA, 1545 nt
Organism: Musca domestica (house fly)
Lineage: Eukaryota; Metazoa; Arthropoda; Insecta; Diptera; Muscidae
Product: cytochrome P450 6g1
Exons: 3
Coding region: 1-1524 (507 amino acids)
Biological process (GO): insecticide catabolic process; response to DDT
Molecular function (GO): oxidoreductase activity, acting on paired donors, with incorporation or reduction of molecular oxygen; monooxygenase activity; iron ion binding
Source: RefSeq, a predicted model, not a curated record
AUGUCCUUCUUCGUAUAUCUGCUUUUAAUAGCAGUUGCCCUUUUCGUUGCAUGGUGUCGUCGCACCUACACCUAUUGGAAACGCCAUGACAUACCGUAUGUAAAACCCUUGCCCCUAAUUGGCACUCUUAAAGAUGUCUUUCGAAUGGAGAAAAAUGUUGCCCUACACAUUGCCGAUAUGUACAAUUAUCGGAGUAUGGAAAAGGAACCCGUUGUGGGUAUUUAUGUACUACAUCAACCGGCAUUGGUCAUACGAGAACCGUUGCUCAUUAAAUCUGUACUAAUUAAGGAGUUUUAUAAUUUCCAUGAUCGCUACUGUCGCAUCGAUGAGAGUGUCGAUCGUUUUGGUUCGUUGAAUUUGUUCUUUGCCAAAUAUGAGAUAUGGCGUGAUAUGCGCAAGAAAUUGGCACCCACAUUUACCAAUGGAAAAUUGAAGUUGAUGUUUCCACUGCUCACAGAGAUAGGUGAUGAAUUGGAAAAAUAUUUACUGAAAAAAGGUGACAACUUUGUAGCCGAAAUUAAAGCUAUUUGUGGUCUCUUCACCACCGAUGCCAUUGCCUCGACCGGCUAUGGCAUACAAGUUGGAAGCUUUCAAAAUCCCUACAGUGAAUUUGCUUCGCAAAAUUACAACAAUCAUCAAAAUAUACCAGCUCAUGAACAUUUUGUAAUGUUCCUGCUGCCAAAACUCUCGAAACAUAUACGGGCGACAAUGUUUCGUAAAAAGUAUGACACAUUUUUAAGAUCCUGUCUCAAGCACGUAAUGGAUGAACGGAUAAAAUCAGGCCAGGAGCGAAAUGAUUUAAUUGACACAUUGAUACGCCUGGUGAAGGAGGCCCGAGCAAAUAAAGAAAUUCGUGAUAAGGAUCUUUAUAUUGAUGCCAUAUUGGCACAGGGGGCUGUUUUCAUUGUGGCCGGUUAUGAAACAUCGUUGUCGGCCAUAGCCUUUACCCUCUAUCAAUUGGCCAAAUAUCCUGAUUUGCAGCGAAAAUUACGCAGGGAAAUCGAAAAGGUGUUGAUUGCGGGCAAGGGUGAGGUUAGUUAUGAUGCUCUUAAGUCCAUGGAGUAUUUGGAAAUGGUAAUGAGAGAAAGUUUACGUUUGUACCCUGCGGUGGCAUUUUUGGAACGCAAACAUAAUGCAAGAGAUCAGGAAUUUUCCCUGAAGCCCUAUCAUGAUUUUACAAUACCAAAUGGUAUGCCAAUAUUUAUAUCGAAUUAUGCCAUACAUCGGGAUCCCUUGUAUUGGCCAAAUCCCGAGGUGUUUGAUCCUGAACGUUUUUCACCCCAAAAUAAGGAGGGUAUAUCCCCAUAUGCCUAUUUACCAUUCGGUUUGGGACCUCGCAGUUGUAUGGGCGGCCGUUUGGGGCUGUUGAUUUCUAAAGUUGGGGUUUUAUAUUUCCUUAAAAACUACAAAAUACGUCACUGCCCCCAGACGGUGGAGAGAAUGUCUUUCAAUCCAAAUAUGCUGACGUUAGAAUGUAAGGAUGACAUAAAUUUGGAGUUUAUAAAAGAUCCGUUGUGGAAAUAGAUUGAAAUUUGAAUAAAAACA